Penicillium alfredii is the source of this 441-nucleotide messenger RNA. Its product is annotated as RNA methylation protein TRM112. Gene Ontology annotation, molecular function: protein heterodimerization activity. Gene Ontology annotation, biological process: tRNA methylation; peptidyl-glutamine methylation; rRNA (guanine-N7)-methylation. The coding region runs from base 1 to 441 and encodes 146 amino acids. The transcript has 2 exons. The record is from RefSeq and is a predicted model, not a curated record. Lineage: Eukaryota; Fungi; Ascomycota; Eurotiomycetes; Eurotiales; Aspergillaceae.
AUGAAAGUCAUUACCGCCAACUUUGUGACAUGCGCUGUCAAGGAGUGCAAGACAUCGCCAACUUCCUUUCCUCUGCAUUUCCAUGACGCCGAAUUGGAGCAACAAGAAUUGAAUUUUCAACCUGAAUUCAUCCGCAAUAUAAUUCCUCGGAUUGACUGGGAAGGCUUACGGGUCACUGCAAAUGAGCUAGGUUUCCCAAGCCUCCCCGAAUCCAAACCGGAGGGAGAGGCCCUCAACAAUGAGCAAACACUCCAGGAUUUGCACCGGCUGCUGAUGGAGACCCAAGUCAUGGAAGGGAAGUUGAUCUGUGGAAACUGCGGCCACGAAUACAUGAUUAAAGAAGGAAUUGCCAAUUUCCUCCUUCCCAGCCACCUAGGUAAGAGAAAUAUCAUCAAUCAGCAAGAGGUUAUGCUCGCUAACGCCCCAUCCAGUUUGAGUUAA